This is a messenger RNA of Vitrella brassicaformis, 4224 nucleotides long. Lineage: Eukaryota; Vitrellaceae. The record is from the annotation of a GenBank genome assembly.
CGCUGAACGACGUCGAUGUGUGGAUGAGUGGCUUUCCAUCGAGAUGGUCCAGAUGGCAGCAUGGGGACUGGCGCUCUUCAUCUCUCACGCCCACGGCUUCCAUCAACCAUCGCCCAUCUCACGACCACGUCCGUCACGGCUCCAUCACAUCAGGCGGAAACACGUCAGCCUAAAUGGAUGAAUGGAAUGAGUUCACUGGGAUGGAUGGAUGGAUGGAUGGAUUUGUGCCUGCAGGUGCGCUCAGCUGUGGAGUCUGCUGGGCAGGCUGCUCAGCAGCAGCAAUUGCAAUUGCAAGAUCUGCAACGGCUGAUGGAAGAGCUGCAUGCUGACGGCACCACCGACAGGCAGUGGACCAUCGAUGACCUGCUGAAUGCAGACGUGAGUGACCUCUCCCCGUCUGCACAGCAGAUCCGUGACUCAAGGUGCGUGCGGGCUCCUGUAGGAUCCCCAUCCAUCCAUCCGUCCAUCCUCCCGUGUGUGUGUGUGUGUGUGUGUGUGUGUCAGGUUUAGUGGUUGUGUCGAGAGUUCUGAUGGGGAGAGGCAGACCGUCCAGCACACGCCCACCAUCACCUACUCUCGCAAGGUGUUCAUUCCGCUGACGCACCUCUGUCGCGAUCGGUGCCACUACUGCACAUUCGCGCAGCCUCCCAAGGAUGGUGAGAGGUGAGUGGAGUGGAAGGAGUCAGCCGGGGAUGGCAACACACCAAACAAACGGAUGGAUGCCGGAAGGAACCGUGGUGUCUGUCGUCCGCUUGCUUGUCGUGUCGUGUGUAGGUGCUACAUGACGCGUGACGAGGUACUGGAUGUGGUGCGGGAGGGGGAGAGGCUGGGGUGCACUGAAGCGCUCUUCACACUUGGUCAGCCACAGAAGAGAGGAAGAGUACCUGUGGUCAGGUGCCCAUCUGUCCAUUGUGUGUGUGUGUGUGUAGGCGAUCGUCCCGAGACGAGGUGGCCGCAGGCGAUGGAGGAGCUGCGCAGCAUGGGAUACACGUCGACGAUUGAGUACCUCAGGUCGGUGGCGCCAAGACAUCAGCACACUCUCUCUGGGAUGGAUCUUGGUGUGUGUGGAUGGAUGGAUGGAUGUGUUCCUCCCUAGGGAUUGCAUGGCCAUGGUGCUCACAGAGACCUCGCUCAUCCCCCACGCAAACCCUGGAGUGAUCUCAGAUGACGAGAUGCUCGUCCUCCGUGACGUCAGUGCAUCACAGGUGGGGUGGGUGACCAAACACACACACACCCCACCCACCCACCCACCCCAGCCAUCCACGUUUCUGUGUUUGUGCAGGGCCUCAUGUUGGAGUCAAUAUCAGACCGGCUGUGGGUGGAGAAGGGCCAGCCGCACUAUGGCUCCCCCGACAAGCGGCCGGCAAGGCGACUGGAGACCAUCGAGAGGGCCGGGAGGCAUCGCGUGCCGUACACGACUGGUCUUCUGGUGGGGUUUGGCGAGACGAGGCUGGAGAGGCUGCUGUCCUUGGCGGCGAUUCGCGAGCUGCACCAGCGAUAUGGACACAUACAGGAGGUCAUCGUACAGGUGAGUCGAUAUCAAUAUUGCCGGCACAUGGAGCCACGCACCGUGUGUUUGUCUGUCUGUGCAGCCCUUCCGGGCCAAGGAGGGGACGGUGAUGUCCUCAGCCCCCGACUGCCCCCUUUCAGAGCUCCUCUGGACCACAGCCAUCGCACGCAUCAUCAUGCCGCCCUCCAUCUCCAUCCAGUCCCCACCCAACCUCUCACACCCACAAGACCUGCCGAUGGUCCUGCGGUCCGGCAUCGACGACUGGGGUGGGGUGUCGCCGCUCACAGCCGACUAUGUCAACCCCGAGCGCCCCUGGCCGUCCAUCGAUCGGCUAAGGGAGGUGACGGAGCAGAACGGCUUCGCCCUUGUGGCCCGGCUGCCGUCUUACCCCAUGUAUGUCAGCGACGGUGUGUUGUUGGGGGAGUGGCACAGCGGGAGGGUCGCGAGGUCACUCCUGCGAGCAAUGGAUGGCACUGGGCACUCCAGGUGAGCAUUGAUGGACACUGACAACACGCCACCAGCGACCACACACCUCCCCCCCUGACUCAUUUGCGUGUCCCAAGGACGGAGGAGCCAUGGUUUGCCGGCGAUUCCGCCUCGUCCGUGCCCACAGAUGGCCCAGACGCACCCUACCUACCCGGCGGCCGUCACCAUCCACGAUACGCGGACGCCCUCAGGCCUUUCGAGCAGCCGGUGCGGCAGCUCGUGAGCGGCCGAGACGAUGGCGUGAGUGGGACCGAGCUGUCACUGUGGAGGGAGCAGAUGCGCAAUGUGCUGAGGAGGGAGGGGGUGUCCGACUGGGUGGCGGAGCUGCUGACACGCGCUCUAUUGUCGCCAGGUAGACAUGUGGAUGAAUGAAUGAAUGUACGAGCUUCCUUUCAGCAGGUGUGUGUGGUGGAUUGUAUAUCAGAGAUGGCGCGGGGUGAGAGUGGUCUGAGUGAGGGUGAGGCGACGUCGCUGCUCGAAGCACGAGGAAAAGAUCUUGCAGCCAUUGCCGCGGCGGCCGAUUUACUGAGGUCGGUGAACAGAAUACACCGAAGACAUCAACGUGCAUUGGUGUGUGUGUGGUCUUCCCUCGAUGGUCAGGCGAGUGGUGGCUGGCCACGGCGUGUCCUAUGCCGUUGUGCGCAAUAUCAACUACACCAACGUCUGCUACUUCAGAUGCCAGUUCUGCGCAUUCAGCAAAGGUCAGCCAGCCAGCCAGCCAGCCAGCCAGCCACCACACACCACACACCACACACCACACAGACGACACCCCUGCCCACAACCCUCCAUCCAUCCAUCCAUCAGGCAAGCUCAGCGAGGCCCUGAGAGGACAGCCAUACAACCUACCUCACGAGGAGAUCCAGCGGAGAGUGAGGGAGGCGUGGGAGCGUGGGGCGACCGAGGUGUGUCUGCAGGGCGGCAUACACCCCGACUACACCGGCCAGACCUACCUCGACAUACUGCGGGCCGUCAAGGAGGCCGCCCCCCACACACACGUCCACGCAUUCAGCCCUCUAGAGGUACCUGGGUGGGUGGCUAUGUCAGCAUACAGUACAUGGAUGGAUUGACACACAACACAACACGCGGCAUUGUCUGUCGUCUCCGCAUUGGCUGGCAGGUGCAGCAGGGCGCAUCAACUCUCGGCAUAUCAGUGAGGGAUUUCCUGACUCAGCUGAAGGAGGCCGGACUUGGGUCGCUCCCAGGCACUGCUGCAGAGAUACUCGACGACGGUGUCCGUGCAGUGCUGUGUCCCGACAAGCUGUCGACCGAGCAGUGGGUGGAUGUGGUGAGGGCGGCUCAUGAAGUGGGCCUCAAGACCACCAGCACCAUCAUGUUUGGAUCGAUGGAGGGCGCACAGAUGCAGGCCAGACACCUGCUGCGGAUUCGCGACCUACAGGCAAGCAGGACCGACGCAGCGAACACACUGCAGGCAUCCGCCCGAGCGUGUGUGUGUGUAUGCUUCAGAGGGAGACGGGCGGCAUUACAGAGUUCGUGCCUUUGCCCUUUGUGCACCAAGAAGCCCCCAUCUAUCUCAAGGGCCGCGCACGCAGAGGCCCCACUUUCAGAGAGGUGGUGGCCCUUCACGCCGUGGCCCGCCUGGCCCUGCACCCCUACGUGACCAACAUCCAGACGUCAUGGGUCAAGAACGGCCCACUGGGUGCGUGGGUGGUGCUGCAGAGCGGCGCCAACGACCUGGGGGGCACUCUGAUGAACGAGAGCAUAUCACGGGCAGCCGGGGCCACGCAUGGACAGGUGAGUGAGUGGUCAAGGGACACGUGAGUGGGUGGAUGGAUGGAUGGAUGCAGGAGUUUGGUCCCCGUGAGAUGGAGCAGUUGGUUGCAUCUCUUCCCCUCGACGCCCCUCAGCAGCGGCGGACACCAUGGCAGCGCACCACCCUCUACACGCCAGCAUCGCAGGUCAGGCAGGACAGGAAGCACACUGACGUAUGUAUGCACCAUGGACCGACCAUCGUGUCUGUGUAUACAUGUGUGUGUGCGCGCCAGGAGCGAGCACUGCGUGCCCUUGAUGCGGCCCCAUUGGCGCCUGUGGAGAAUGCGCCGGCCAAGAAAUACGAGCGCACGGCGGCGUAGAUUGUGUAUGGUGUGUUUGCGGCAGUUCGUCUCAUGUGUAUGUGGGUGAUGUGUAUCUAGCUGGAUGGAUGGAUGGAAGCCGUGUGGCGUUUACGUGUAUGCUGUCUGUAUCUAUAGGGACAAUUUAAGUGAGUAGGG